Molecule: messenger RNA, 876 nt
Organism: Aplosporella prunicola CBS 121167
Lineage: Eukaryota; Fungi; Ascomycota; Dothideomycetes; Botryosphaeriales; Aplosporellaceae
Exons: 1
Coding region: 259-732 (157 amino acids)
Source: RefSeq, a predicted model, not a curated record
UCUCGUGGCCUACGUACGGGUCUAGUGUGAGCUUAUUGGCUCGCACGCUGGCAAGCAGUGCUAAAAAUAACUCCCGCGGUCGGCGUGGGAAGCGGAAAUCGGAAAUAAUAACGGCCCUGACGGUGGAGGUGCGUUCGUUUUCGCGGAAGGAUUUUAGGUUCGUAACGUCGUCCAGUCAGAUGCGAGCGCGAGAGCCGUUGUGGGCGUGAGCGUUAAACGCGCAACCCGCAGAGCUGGCUGCCGCUUCGGACGGGGCUGAUGUCAUGGUGUUGGUGCGGACAUGACCUACCUAGGUUGGCUAUGGGAGCUGGCUGCUUACAGUACCUUAUCCGUUCGUUCCAAUGUCUUCAGUUGUUGUUUGUUUAUUUGCGUACAGUGCUGUACAGUACGGUACGGCACCUAGCAAAGAAAGCCAUGGCGAUGUUCAUCCAUUCUGGCCUCUUAGCUCGUAGAUAUUUGCAUAUAAUUCCAUUCAAAUUUACAUUACCAAGCAAGCAACCGCAACAGCAAAGACAAGAUGUUCAUUCCCCCCCCUCUCCCCACCCAACCCCAUCCAUCCGUACCGUACCGAACCCGAAAUUUUGCUACCUAUCAACAUAUGUGCAAGAAGGGUUAAACAAAAAGAAACAUACACCUACAAAGCACCUUCUUCCCUUCCUCCUCCUUUUUCCCCCAUUCCCGUCCGCUGAUGACAAUGACGAUGAUGGAGACGAUGAUAUCAGUAAACAGUAAACAAAAGAAAACGCUUGCCCAAACCCCAAAACACAAUAAACUAAAAACAGCACUAGCAAUGACAAUAAGGAAACAAGCAAGCAAGUCUAAACGAGGGUAUCAAAUCGCUAAAGGCGCGUCAAAAGGCGUUAGCCCGGGGGUGGU